GGCGGGGCGGGCGGCACUGGCGGCACUGUCAGCACUAGGCGGCGAGCGGAAUGCAGCGGCCGGAGGCCUGGCCACGUCCACACCCGGGGGAGGGGGCCUCAGCGGCCCAGGCCGGGGGUCCAGCGCCGCGCGCUGGAGCCGGGGAGCCCGCGGGGCUGCGGUUGCAGGAACCUUCCCUCUAUACCGUCAAGGCUGUUUUCAUCCUAGAUAAUGACGGACACCGUCUGCUGGCCAAGUAUUAUGAUGACACAUUCCCCUCUAUGAAGGAGCAGAUGGUCUUUGAGAAAAAUGUCUUCAAUAAGACCAGCCGGACUGACAGUGAGAUUGCAUUUUUCGGAGGCAUGACCAUCGUCUACAAGAGCAGCAUUGACCUCUUCCUGUAUGUGGUGGGCUCAUCCCAUGAAAAUGAGCUGAUGCUCAUGGCUGUUCUCACCUGCCUGUAUGAGUCCCUGAACACCAUGUCAAGGAAGAACGUGGAGAAGCGCUGGUUGCUGGAGAACAUGGAUGGAGCCUUCUUGGUGCUGGACGAAAUCGUGGAUGGAGGAGUGAUUCUGGAGAGUGACCCCCAGCAAGUGGUCCAGAAAGUGAAUUUUAGGGCAGAUGAUGGUGGCUUGACAGAACAGAGUGUGGCCCAGACUUUCAGGGUCUCCAAGGUGAUGUGGAGCUGGUAUCAUUAACUAAUCACAACUUGCCAGCAGCUCACCUCAUCCGAUUUGAAAGCUGAGGUUCUCCAGUCUGCCAAGGAACAGAUUAAAUGGUCCUUACUGAAAUAAAGGUUCUGCAUUCAAGACUCCCUGUCCCCAGGCCUCUUCCCUAAUCCUAGCAAAAACUUCAAGACCCCAAGGGACAUGAGAGAUCCUUGUCUAUCAGCAAGCCCAUGGGAGUUGACUCCCAAAUCUUCAGUCGUGGACUCUGAGAUGCAAACGUUUGGCUUCAGCACUGAGUCUCUCCUUUCAAAUUGUCCUACCUGAUCCUUGGGUCAUGAGAACCAGCUGAGCUGCCUUAACUUACAAGUUAGGCAUUUUUGGCCCCAAAGCCCUAAUAAACCCACAUUUGUUUCCUGCCA
Molecule: messenger RNA, 1066 nt
Organism: Erinaceus europaeus (western European hedgehog)
Lineage: Eukaryota; Metazoa; Chordata; Mammalia; Eulipotyphla; Erinaceidae
Gene: COPZ2
Product: COPI coat complex subunit zeta 2
Exons: 10
Coding region: 51-677 (208 amino acids)
Biological process (GO): intra-Golgi vesicle-mediated transport; intracellular protein transport; retrograde vesicle-mediated transport, Golgi to endoplasmic reticulum
Cellular component (GO): COPI vesicle coat
Source: RefSeq, a predicted model, not a curated record